CAUAAACUUUGUUGUAUAUAUACUAGUAAUAUCUAUAGACAGUACUAUUAUUAUACACUUCGAAAGAAAGAAAGAAAGAAAUGGAGCUAGCUAGCCAGCCAGCCUUUUGUUUUAUUGAAAAGUAAAAAACAGAUUAUACAAAAUAGAAAUUGGGUUGCAACAGCAGCAGUCUUGGUUCGCUUAUUUCCCUUUUUAUUCCUUUUGUGUCUCUAAAAGUGACUGUGGCUUCUUCCUGACUGACUCAGACUAACAGCAAUGGAUGGGCUCUGCUAGAUAAUCGGGAAUGGAAAAGGGUUCAUCCUCCUCCUCCUCCUCCUCCUCCUCUUCUUCUUCAUCGGCUCCCGCCGGCGGGGCAGACUCUCUCAAUGGAUUGAAGUUUGGCCAGAAAGUCUACUUCGAGGGCGUCCUUUCUGGAUUGCAGCCGCCCAAAACUGGCUCGCCUCCCAAGGCGGAGGCGGCGGCGGCGGCGGCGGCGGCGGCGGCUCCUCCGCCCUCUCCUGCCAAGAAAGGUCGAACAGGGUUGGUGCAAGCUGGGCACCCGCCCAGGUGUCAGGUGGAGGGCUGCAAUGUAGAUCUGAGCGAUGCCAAGACUUACUAUUCCAGGCACAAAGUUUGUGGUAUGCACUCCAAGUCUCCAAAGGUCAUUGUUGCCGGUCUCGAGCAAAGGUUUUGCCAGCAGUGCAGCAGGUUUCAUCAACUGCCUGAAUUUGACCAAGGAAAAAGGAGUUGCCGCAGACGCCUUGCUGGCCACAAUGAGCGAAGGAGGAAGCCACCCCCGGGAUCACUGUUACCACCUUACUGUGGUGGAAAUAUUUGUCCGCCCCUGUUCGAUAGCCAUAGCAAAGGCAGGGGAAGCUUCAUGAUGGACUUCAGCGCUUACCCAACUCUUGGGGGAAGGGACUCAUGGCCAAAUACGGCAAUAUCUGGACGAGGCUUGGAGAACAAAAGUGCAAUGUCGGGGAAGCCUCUGCUUGCCUGGCAGAGCGGCAGCUCACAAAACCAUCUUAUUCUGGACAUUCAUCAUCAAGGUACGACAAGUAGGCCUCCUUACCCUGGCCCUGCCAUGGUGGUACCUUCAGAAGAAUGUUUCAGUGGAGUCUCGGACUCUGGCAGUGCUCUCUCUCUUCUGUCAAAUCAGCAGCCCUGGGCUGCAAGAAGCCGCCCUCCCUCAGGUCUCGGGGGAAACCAUUUCCCUUGCGGCAGCACCGGCGGCAUGGCCUUUGCUCAAGCGUCCGGAGAUGGCGCCGGCCACUUGGGCUACCCGUGGUGGGGCUCUAAGGGCAAUCAAGCUGGCAACACUAUGCACGAAGAAAUCCCUUCUGAAAUGGGGCUGGCGCAGUUUUCUCACCCCGGCAACGACCAAUGCGCUGGGGAGCUGGGAUUGGCUCAGCCGAGCGAGACAGUGCAAUUCCAUGAAUUUGAUCAUUCGAGGGGCUACGAUCCUUCCAUCCACCAGCAUCAGCAUAUGCACUGGUCUCAUUGAGCUGACUACUAUUCUCUGUUUGGGUGGAUGCGUAUGCCCGUCUGUCUUUGGUCUGUCUGUCCUAAUGAGCUUAUGAAGACCCGUGUGUGAUUUCUUAUUAUCAAUCAUUUGACAAUUGUGUGAUUGUGGUUUGUACUCUUUGCGUGCGUGUCUUGAAACCUAUUAUCUGUCUGACGUUGGUCCUUGGUGAGUUAAUUCUCUCAUCUUCGUCUU
Messenger RNA from Andrographis paniculata, 1696 nucleotides. Its product is annotated as squamosa promoter-binding-like protein 17. Bases 284 to 1483 code for a protein of 399 amino acids. Gene Ontology annotation, cellular component: nucleus. The record is from RefSeq and is a predicted model, not a curated record. Gene Ontology annotation, molecular function: DNA binding. Lineage: Eukaryota; Viridiplantae; Streptophyta; Magnoliopsida; Lamiales; Acanthaceae. The transcript has 3 exons.